GAAAAAAGCGCAAGACGUCAUUUCUUUUUUUGGAUUAUAGAGGAUGUUUUGAUGUUGUGUUUGAGUGAAACUGAUAGUGCACUACUAAGAUAAAACAAGCAGCCAUAAACGAAACAAACAUGCGAGCGGAUGGAAUAAAGUGAGGGCGAGCGCGAAGCGGACGACACGUCGGCAUGGGGGAGAGCCACGUCUCGAUUUACUGGGCGCAGCUGAAGGCGAUGCUGAAGAGGAACAUCCUGCUCAAGAAGAGGGAGAAGAGGAAAACCACGGCGGAGGUCCUGCUCCCCCUCUACUCGCUCGGGGUGCUGAUCGCCCUCAAGGUAAUAAUCCCGAACCCGAAUUUCCCGGUUAUGGACACUCCGCGCGGCGAAGCCGACCUCUUCGCCUAUUUCCAGCAGCUGAAGAACCACACCGUAGCCGUAGUGCCGAACAAUAACGAAACCCAAGACUUCUUGAAACGUGUCAACGACCUCUGGCAGACCAUGCACCACAACAACCCCGGUUUGCACCCCAUCAACUGGUUGAUCUUUCCCACGAACGAGGACCUCCUCACCGCCUACUGGUCCGAGCCGGACGACAUCCCCAUAGCCGUUCUGUUCGAGGACCCGCGGCCCAUCAGCGGCUCCCUCAGGUACAAGAUCCGGUCGAACCCCUCCAAGUUCGAGACUCCGUCGACCACCGUCCUGUACAGCUCGCCGGCGUCCUGCAGGGAGUCGUCGGAGUUCUGGUCAGGUGCCAACGUUUUCCCCAUAGAAACCGGGAAAAGCUGUCCCGUCAAUCAAUACUACUACUCGGGAUUCGUGGCCUUGCAGGCCCUCCUGGACUACACGAAAAUAAGAAUCGACACAGGACGGGACCUCAACGUGCCCAAAAUCACGCUGGAGAUGUUCCCGAAGAAGGCCCACACGGGCGACUGGAUGGUGGCCUUCCGCAUCAUCAUCCCGCUGUACAUGGUGAUGGCGUUGUCGCAGUUCAUCACCUACCUACUCAUUCUCAUCGUCGGCGAGAAGGAGAACCGGAUCAAAGAGGGAAUGAAGAUCAUGGGACUUAAAGACUCGGUGUUUUGGCUCUCUUGGUUCAUCAUUUACGGGGUCUUCGUACUCUUCCUGUCCAUAGUGUGUUGCGUCCUCCUCUUCACGCUGCAAGUGUUUCAAAACACCAAUUUCCUACUCAUUUUCCUACUAGUCUUGCUGUACUCUCUCUCGAUCAUCAUGUUCGGGUUCAUGAUAACGCCGUUCUUCGACAAGUCCAGGACCGCCGGGAUCUUGGGCAACUUCGCCGUCAACAUCAUGAGCCUCUUCUACUUCAUCCAAGUGUUCGUGGACGGAUCCAGCUCGGUGGCCUUCUGGAUCGUGUCUCUGAUAAGCUCGUCGGGGUUCGCCCUAGCCAUGGACAAAGCUUUAGUCAUGGAACUAAAGGGCGAAGGAGUCAACUUCGACAACUUAUGGUCCGGCCCCGGAAUGCCAUUCGGCGGCAGCCUGAUCAUGAUGGCCCUCGACUUAGUCAUCUACGGACUCCUGGCCUACUACCUCGACUGCGUCAUACCAAGUGAACACGGCAUCAAAAGAUCGCCCUUUUUCUGCUUCAAACCUUCGUUCUGGUGCUCGAAGAAGCCAGUCCAGAGGAUACCGCUAGCGAAUGGGGGCUCAGUUGGGUCUUUAACCACCGGCGAAGACAACAACGGCGACGUGGAACCCGUCUCGAGGGAAAUGAAAGGGCGAGAGGCCAUCCGAAUCGUCGACAUGUUUAAGAGUUUUCACCAUUGUCGCAAGCCCGAAAUCAAAGCCAUCAAUGGAAUCAACUUGACGAUAUACGAAGGACAGAUUACGGCGAUUUUGGGGCACAAUGGGGCUGGUAAAACCACGCUGUUUAACAUUUUGACGGGGCUGACAGCCCCCACGUCGGGUACAGCGUACAUUUUCGGGUACGACGUCAGAGACCCUAACGACAUGGACGAAAUCAGAAGAAUGACCGGGGUUUGUCCACAACAUGACAUUUUGUUUGACAAUUUGACCCCCAAGGAGCACCUAGAGUUCUUCGCCGCGGUCAAGGGAAUUCCGGCAAACCUGCGCGAAUUCGAGGUUAUGAAGACGUUGAGGGACAUUGACCUGACUGAGAAGGCUAACGCGUCUGCUAAACACUUGAGUGGUGGACAAAAGCGCAAGCUCUCAAUCGGGAUAGCCGUGAUCGGGGACCCCAAGAUCAUCAUUCUAGACGAACCCACAGCAGGUGUUGAUCCCUAUUCGAGACGCCACAUGUGGUCGGUGCUCCAGAACCGACGUCACGGGAAGGUAAUUUUAUUGACGACGCAUUUCAUGGACGAGGCGGAUAUUCUAGCUGAUCGCAAGGCUGUGGUGUCCCGAGGGAGCAUCCGCUGCUGCGGCAGCUCCCUUUUCCUUAAGAACAAAUUCGGGAUUGGGUACCACUUGACCCUAGUGCUUGACGGGAUUUGUCGGGAGCAUGCCAUCACGCGUCUGGUGACCUCGCACGUCCCUAAAGCCGAAAAGGCUCGUCGCCAUGGUCGCGAGCUCAGUUUCAUCCUCCCUCAUAACGCGGUCGACAACUUCGCCUCUUUGUUCUCCGCUAUUGAGCAAGAAAUCAACAACAAGUCGAGCAAGUUGGGGAUUUCGAGCUACGGAGUGUCGAUGACUACCCUCGAAGAGGUGUUCCUGCACCUGGAGCGCGACGAAGAAACCGAAGGUACCAUGGACAACCUGUCGAAGAAGAUGGUACGAAAUCGGGCUCUCAGUCGCAGUUUGAGCCUCCAAAGCAAGAGUACUAGUUACCAGUCGUUGCAAAACGAAGGCAACAAUGCGGCGGCGCAGGAUGGCAAAGGGGGCGGCGAUGCCACUCAAAUCGGAGGUCUCGAAAUCAUCAGCGAAACCAAAUCCCCGAUCACUGGAAUCGGGCUGGAAAAAAUCGAGUGUCACCCCAAUGUUUUUCAGACACUGGUAGCCCUACUAAGACUAAGAGUGUUGCGGUUGAUCCGCGACCUCCAGAAGCUCUAUUUCAUGAUCGUGCUACCACUAGGGUUGGCAGCCACCGUGCUCUAUUUGAACAGCAUGCAAACAAUUGAGGUUAAGUUGACCCCAUUGGGCUUAAAUGGUACCACGUAUGGGGAUCAAACGACAUUCGCCAUCCACAAUGGGUCCGACGAAAACUUAGACGACUUGUACGACCAACUGAGACAAGUGGGUGUGAAAAGGAUAGACCCAUACGACGGAAACUUCUCCCUCUUGUUGGACAUGUCGCCCCACAUGGCGGCUUUAAACGUCAACGUGUUCAGUAACGAGAAUUAUGGCAGUAGCGUGACGGUUAUCUAUAACGACACAGCCCAGCAUAGUCUACCCAUUAUCAUCAACCUUAUCAGUAACGGUCUCUAUCGAUUGAUGAGUCCAGAGCGAAUCUUAAAAGGUCAAUGGGAACCCAUCGAGGUCAUUUCGUUACCAUUCCAACAAACCUCGCAGCCCGAAGAGUUCAACCUAGGAGUCUUCUCCGCUAGCACCUUCAUGGGGAUGAUCUUCGUCCUAGUCCCCGUGAGUCUCGCCAUCGAUAUGGUCUACGACCGGGAAAUCAAAGCCAAGAACCAGCUGCGCGUCAACGGGUUGUCCUUCUGCAUGUACUUCAUCACCUACUUCGUCGUGCUAGCGGCCCUCAUGGUCCUAAUUUGCGCCGCUUUGAUCCUGAUUAUCCUGUUGUUCGAUAUCCCGGCGUUCAAAGGGUGGCCGGCUUUGGUCACGCUUGGGACACUCACGUUCCUCUACUGCCCUUCGUCCAUUCUUUUUAGUACCUGUGUUAGUUACAUUUUCGACAAGACCGACUCCGCCCAGUCUAUUUUACCCAAUAUCGCUACGUUCCUCGGCUGCAUCCCGUUUUUUCUUGUGAGUAUGUUGGAUAUGCUGCGGAUUGGAGGGAAAGCGGCGUUGGUUCUGCAUAUACUUUUUUCCAUUCUGAAUGCGAUGUAUAUACCGUACGCUAUCAUCUACUAUAUACAGAGGGUUUAUAUGAUGUGUAAAGUCAACUCCACGUGCAAUACUCUCACACUGAUGGACUAUAUGACUGAUGAGAUCGUGGUCAUGCUGGUCGGGAUCGUCGUCAACAUCCCGUUUUGGUUCUUCAUGCUGCUGAUACUGGAUAUACGCAAGAGUGGAGGAAGGGUUCGAGACGCCUUCAAGUUAAUGAAACGCGACGUGGACGAAGCCACCGAAGACAUCAACGAACUAAGCGACAUCGGCGAGAACGAGGACCAAGACGUGAAAGGCGAGCGCCAGAAGGUGAAGAACCUGAUGGACUGCUACGUGGUGAACCCGCCCGUGGUCAUGGUCCAGAACCUCCACAAAGAGUACACCAAGAGCGAGAUCAAGUGCGAGUGCUGCUGCAAGCACGACGAAGAACCCAUCACCUCGAAAAUCGCCGUGAAGAGCCUCUCCUUAGCCGUGGACGCCGGCGAGGUCUUCGGCCUCCUGGGCCACAACGGCGCCGGCAAAACCACCACCAUGAAGAUAAUCACGGCCGAGGAGGCCCCCACCAGAGGCCGCGUCCAAAUCGGCGGCGAAAACAUCACCUCGAACAUGAACGACGCCUUCCAGCUCCUGGGGUACUGCCCCCAGCACGACGCCCUCUGGAAGAACAUCACCGUGCGGGAGCACCUGGAGUGCUACGCCGCCAUCCGAGGAGUCCCGUUCGGGGAUAUCCCGAAGAUCGUCAACUUGUACCUGUCGGGGCUGCAGAUCCACGAGCACGCGGAUAAGCAAGCCCAGCAGUGCUCCGGGGGAACCCGGCGCAAGCUCUCGUUCGCCAUGGCGAUGGUCGGCAACCCGAAGGUGGUCCUGUUGGACGAACCCAGCACCGGGAUGGACCCUCGCAGCAAGCGGUUCCUGUGGGACACCAUCCUGGCCAGUUUUCAGGGUUCCAGAGGGGCUAUCUUGACCACGCACUCCAUGGAGGAGGCCGACGCGCUGUGUUCGCGCGUCGGGAUCAUGGUCAAGGGCGAACUGAGGUGUCUGGGGUCCACCCAGCACCUGAAGAACCUCUACGGAGCAGGGUACACUCUGGAGAUGAAGUUGCGAGGUGGCGACCGAACGCCUACGUCUACUUCGGGCGAUCGACCCAGCGAACUCCGGGAGUUCGUCAGUGGGCUGUUCCACGACGCCACCCUGCAGGAGAGCUUCGCCGACAGGCUCGUCUUCAGUGUUCCACAACAAAGUGUUCCUUCUUUAGCUAACUGUUUCAUGCAGCUGGAGAAAGCUAAAACGGAGUUGGACAUCGAGGAGUACAGCUUCAGCCAAACCACGUUGGAACAGGUGUUUUUGAAGUUCGCGCACUACGAUGAGGUCAACGGGGAAUGAACCGGUUUAGACGUGUAAUCAUGUGAUUUAGAUAAGUUGAAAGCUAAAGUUUAAAGAAUUUCACUAAAAAGAAUCAAAAUUUAUUUAUUUUUUAAAAACGUACUUACUUAUUAAAAUGUUGAGUAGUCGAGAUGUGUUGGUUUUUAGGUAAAUUUAAGUUUCUAAUGUACAGUUAAAGCAUAAAUAACGUAAAAUUAAGGAGGAUGUAUAGUUUUGUGUAAAUUUGUAUGAUUGUUGUGUGAAAAAUGCAUUUAAUGGAGCGAAAAAAAACAGAUUGUUGACUGUAUACUUUCUUUGAUUGUUGGUUGGCCUAAAUGUUUUUUGUUCAGUUUUGGUUAACUACUUCAAGAUAUACUAGUGCCUAUCGUAUGUAAAUAGUCGCUUGCAAUUGGUUUCAUUAGUGAAUUUCUGAAUAAAGUGUUCAUUUGUUGUCAGGGUGGUCUUUCGCAUUGGCAACGUUAUAAUCAUUAGUUUAGCCACAACAUGGACUUUUCGACAGUUUUUACUUUACCUGCAAUAAUUACAAAUGUAUCAAUUGAAUUGUAAUAAAAUUUAUUGCUAAAA
Messenger RNA from Zophobas morio, 5912 nucleotides. RefSeq names its product cholesterol transporter ABCA5-like. Gene Ontology annotation, biological process: lipid transport; transmembrane transport. NCBI's taxonomy places the organism in Eukaryota, Metazoa, Arthropoda, Insecta, Coleoptera, Tenebrionidae. Gene Ontology annotation, cellular component: intracellular membrane-bounded organelle; membrane. The transcript has 14 exons. The record is from RefSeq and is a predicted model, not a curated record. Gene Ontology annotation, molecular function: ABC-type transporter activity; ATP hydrolysis activity; ATP binding. Bases 174 to 5348 code for a protein of 1724 amino acids.